Molecule: messenger RNA, 1483 nt
Organism: Serpula lacrymans var. lacrymans S7.9
Lineage: Eukaryota; Fungi; Basidiomycota; Agaricomycetes; Boletales; Serpulaceae
Exons: 11
Coding region: 48-1370 (440 amino acids)
Molecular function (GO): FMN binding; oxidoreductase activity
Source: RefSeq, a predicted model, not a curated record
GGCAUUCAAAACUCAUUUGCUUUACACCAGUCAAAAAACUUCAGAACAUGGAUCCAACUAACAAGCCAAAAGGACCCUCACCUCACUACUCUCUUUACCAGAGAGAAGUAUUCCAGAAUGGAGGCUCUAAGGGGGAGCUACCAAGCUUCUCUGUACACGCGGAAGAAUUAGCAGAGUCGACAAAGAAGAAACUCAACGACCGAUCGUACUUUUACGCUAACUCGAACGCGGGUUUAGGAUGGACUGACAGAGCCAAUAGGGAAGCCUUUUACAGAUGGCGCAUUAUUCCUCGCAUGCUAGUAGACACAAAUACUAGAGAUCUGACUACUGAGCUCUUUGGACACCGUAUCCCCGCACCAAUCUUGUUCGCGCCGAUUGGUAUCAACAAGUUAUAUAGUCCCACUGGCGAGCUUAUACCAGCAAAGAUUGCCGGAGAACUCGGUCUUCCUUAUUGUCUUUCCACAGCAGCCUCUCAGCCAAUUGAGGCAGUCGCCCAGGCGAAUGACUUGGGUGCGUCGGUAAAGAAUGAAAGUAACUCCGUUCAUGAGUACAGUGGUCCGAAUGGAGGGAAUGCUCAAGGCCCUCGCUUUUUCCAACUUUACAUGGGUCACGAUGACGAGAUUACCAUCAGUCUUCUGGAACGUGCCUGGAAAAGUGGAUUCGAUGUUUGCAUGCUUACUGUAGACACCUGGCAAUUGGGCUGGCGACCCACGGACAUCAAUAUAGCAAACUAUGUGUUCUAUUAUCCAGGAGCGGUCGGGAACGAAAUUGGAGCUUCGGACCCUGUGUUCAUGCGAAAGCAUGGAGAUGAGCUGAAGAAAGAUUCUGGAAAAUGGAUUGAUUCGUCAGUCUGGCACGGGAAGGCACACACAUGGGAGAAAAUACCUUGGCUCAUCAAAGAGUGGAAGCGCAUCUCAGGAGGACGCCCGUUCGUCAUCAAGGGCAUCCAGUCUGUCGAAGAUGCUCUUAAAGCACAUCAAAUAGGUUGUGAAGGAAUCGUCGUCACAAACCACGCAGGUAGACAGGUCGAUGGCGCAGUGGGUAGCCUUGAGGUAUUACCUGAUAUUGUGGAUGCCGUUGGCGACAAGAUGAAAAUCAUCUUUGAUUCGGGUAUUCGGACUGGGUCUGACGUGUUCAAAGCUAUCGCGCUUGGAGCACAUGCUGUUCAAGUAGGAAGGCUCUACGUCUGGGGAAUGUCACAUGAAGGAGAGGCGGGAUGCAGGCAUGUUAUGAAAUCGCUUCUUGCGGAUCUUGAUAUCACCAUGACCGUCGCUGGAUAUCGAUCUAUUACGAAGGACGUGAACAGAAGAGCCUUGAAGUAUAAUGCGAGUGGAAAUCCACCUCACGGGGCAGACCAUGCUAAACUGUGAUGGGGAGACUUAGACAAAGAAUGAAUCAUUAGAAGCAGCCAUAAUGCAUAGAGUUUUGAUUUUCUGGCUGAUGUCGUAUUAGUACAUACCAAGAUUAUUCAUGAAGACUGACU